GUUCAUUGAAUUGACGUCGGCUGAUUUGCGCACCGUAAUCCGAACAAUCAACUGUGUAGAAGCGAUUAAUUGUUCGUUAAUUGUGAGUUCUAUUAAAUAAUCUUUAAAAUGGAUGAAGAAUACGAUGCGAUCGUUCUGGGUACCGGCCUAAAAGAAUGUAUUUUAAGUGGAAUGUUAUCGGUAUCGGGCAAGAAAGUACUACAUGUCGAUCGAAACAAGUACUACGGCGGGGAGUCGGCCUCGAUUUGCCCCCUUGACGAACUUUUUUCAAAAUUUGGUGCACCUCCACCGGACGAGUCGUAUGGACGCGGCCGCGAUUGGAACGUAGAUUUAAUUCCAAAAUUCCUUAUGGCAAAUGGCCAAUUAGUUAAAUUACUCAUACAUACCGGUGUUACACGUUAUUUGGAGUUCAAAUCUGUUGAGGGCAGUUAUGUGUACAAAGGGGGUAAAAUAUCCAAGGUGCCGGUCGAUCAGAAAGAAGCUUUGGCCUCCGAUUUAAUGGGCAUGUUCGAGAAGCGAAGAUUUCGCAAUUUCCUAGUUUACGUUCAAGAUUACGCCGAGCAAGAUCCUCGGUCGUGGAAAGAGUUCGACGCGCAAAACCAAACUAUGCAAGAACUGUAUGAAAAAUUCGGUUUAGAUAAAAAUACGCAAGACUUUACCGGGCACGCUUUAGCUUUGUAUAGGGAUGAUGAUUAUUUGCAGACUGCGGCGAUUACUACCAUAAGGCGUAUUAAGUUGUACUCUGAUUCUUUGGCACGCUAUGGAAAAUCUCCUUAUUUAUAUCCGAUGUAUGGCUUGGGAGAACUUCCACAAGGUGGGUACAUGUAG
Photinus pyralis (common eastern firefly) is the source of this 828-nucleotide messenger RNA. RefSeq names its product rab GDP dissociation inhibitor alpha-like. NCBI's taxonomy places the organism in Eukaryota, Metazoa, Arthropoda, Insecta, Coleoptera, Lampyridae. Gene Ontology annotation, molecular function: Rab GDP-dissociation inhibitor activity. The transcript has 2 exons. The record is from RefSeq and is a predicted model, not a curated record. Gene Ontology annotation, biological process: vesicle-mediated transport; small GTPase-mediated signal transduction; protein transport. Gene Ontology annotation, cellular component: cytoplasm. Bases 109 to 828 code for a protein of 239 amino acids.